AUGCACGACUCGGACCCAUUCUUCCUCCCGCCUACCGAUCUCCUCCCCACCGACCCCCUCCCCGUGGACCCGGACGCGCCAUACCUUCUCACUGUCUCGCCUCCCGGUGACCCGCGUUUCGGUCCUAUCCUCUACCAGCUUCACUCCCUUUUCCUUCGCGCUGGACCGCUCCAGUCGCGCUUCAGCUGGUGGCUCUACACCUCGGUCCCCCUCUACAUUGUCUUUGCGCAGGCGUACAUUCUCGUCGGUGGCAAGAAGGGAACCAGGCCCAUCCGUGCUGCUCUCGCUGCUGCCUACGUCUCGCUCACGCUGUACAAUGUUAUGACGUACCGCAUUGUCGACCUGCGCCUCAACCUCUGGAACACGGCCCUCCUGCUUCUCAUUAUGCAAGUGGGCAUCCAGUCCGUCGAGUUUGGUCUGCUCAAGGACCCCAUCAACGAUCCUUACAUGCACUUUCACAAACGCCGGCGUAUCGUGGCAGCGUACGACCUCAUCCUCAACCAGCGCAUGCUCUCCCUCGGUGCUGUGGGCCUCGAUGUUGGCGCCGGGCCACCCAAUGCCGUCAUCAACAAGCUCGAUGGCCCCCAGAUUGAGCGUCAGUAUUCCUUGUCUCGUCCAAUGCCCCCACGCCCCAAAACCCGUUUCGGUGCUGUUCUCCGUCACCUGGGGCACACCUUGCGGGCGUACCUCAUUCUGGACAUUAUGAUGGGUCUGUCGCAAGUGGCUACCAGCCCCGAGUGGUCUGCCAUCCGUGGCGGUACCCUUCCUGCUGAGGCGGACAUGAUCGACAAGUUGGCUGCCAAGAACCACUUUACGUUGUUCCCCGGCACACUCAACAUUCCAAUCAGCUCGUGGGGCAUCGGCUAUACGACUUCAUAUGCCUGCAACAUUUGUGUCUGGGUCGGGUUCACGUUUGCGUACCACAUCCAGGCCGCCCUCACCAUUGCUUCGGGCCUUUGGGAGCCCAGCUCCUGGGACCUGGACCUCUUCUUUCACCCGUGGUUCGCCGACUCGGUCCUCGAUUUCUGGGGCAGGCGCUGGCACCAGAUUCUGCGUCACCACUUCAACAUUCUGUCCAUGGCCACCAUCAACAUCCUCGGCCUCCCGAUAUCGUCCUACACCAUCAUCCCCCUCACGUUCUUCUGGUCCGGUAUGCUCCACGCCCUCGCCGGUCUCAACAUGCAUCCAGCUCCCUCGCCCUGGCCGCUUGCUGGGUUCUUCUUUGCCCAGGCGCUCGGCUCGUGUGCCGAAGUCGCGUUCAAGAGGUACACUGGUGUCCGCGUCGGUGGAUGGUGGGGCAUGAUCUACUGCCAGCUCUUCAUGAUGCUCACCGGCCGCGCUGCCGCCAACUCGUGGAUCGACGCCGGUCUCGCCGGCGCGACAGUGACGGCGCCGUAUGGCAUCGGCAGGAUCAUCGCUCCCUACAUUCUCAAGUCGGAGCGCAUCCUCUCUGCCGUGCCAUCGAUGAACUAG
This is a messenger RNA of Apiotrichum porosum, 1473 nucleotides long. RefSeq lists its product as uncharacterized. The record is from RefSeq and is a predicted model, not a curated record. The coding region runs from base 1 to 1473 and encodes 490 amino acids. Gene Ontology annotation, biological process: lipid metabolic process. The transcript has 3 exons. Lineage: Eukaryota; Fungi; Basidiomycota; Tremellomycetes; Trichosporonales; Trichosporonaceae.